AUGAUCCACCUUCUGUGCGCGGCUCUCGUGUUGAGCCUCGCGCCGAGCCUCGUCCGAGGAGCGGCCAGCGCCAACGGCACAUGUUAUUAUCUGACUGGCGACAUUGCUACGGGCCAUGUGCCAUGCAAGAGCGGCGGUGGCGUCACCAACUGCUGUGAUAGCGGGGCCGUCUGCUUGAGCAAUGGGAUGUGUGUAAUGCAGGGGGACAUGGGACUUGGCUUCGGCCGUGGCUCCUGCAACGACCCCGACUGGAGCCCCGCGUGUUAUGCGCCUUGCCGCGAUGCGUAUCGGGAGGGUGGCGUGCCCAUUAUUCCAGUCGCAUGGUAUGAUGUGAAAACCCAGUACUGCUGCGGCAAAGUCGAAUUGAACAAUGGCAAGACGACCUGUCGGUACGGUGAUCCGUUCUCGAUCGCGGAGGGGACGGUCCUGCCCGGCGUAGCCUAUCUGUCCAAUGUCACCUACACUGACUCGACCGAUAAUUCGACUACCUGUGAUAAUGCCACUUCGUCUGGGGCACUGACGACCUCUGUGGAAUCCUCUUCAUCGAACCGAGACGUUGCCAUCGGCGCGGGUGUGGGCGUCCCGCUCGGUCUAAUUGCUCUUGUGUCCAUCGCGUGGGCCUUGUGGGAACGUCGCAAGCUCGCGCAGAUGAAAUCCUCUCUGUCUUCAGGAGAAGGUGCGUACGCCGCACUCAACCGCACAGUGGGGCCUCCGGUCGAGCUGAGCGCGGCGGCGCCCGGCGCAGCGGAGUUGAUGGAUAGCAUGAAUGAACCCAAGCAUACAGACUUCAAACCGGAGGUACCGAUCGAGAGCGAGAGACGAUGGUAA
Penicillium canariense is the source of this 828-nucleotide messenger RNA. RefSeq lists its product as uncharacterized. Bases 1 to 828 code for a protein of 275 amino acids. Lineage: Eukaryota; Fungi; Ascomycota; Eurotiomycetes; Eurotiales; Aspergillaceae. The transcript is spliced from 2 exons. The record is from RefSeq and is a predicted model, not a curated record.